AUGCUGAAAAAGACACCUACCGGGACAUGGAUGCCCGCGUGGGUUCCAGAGUCAACGUUCAUGCUAUGCAUGCUGUUGCUCCUGUCCUCGGUUGUGCAAUCUGCGACUGGCGGGUAUGAUGGAUCGAUGUUGAAUGGUCUCAACAUUUUACCAUCAUAUACCAACUACUUCAAUUUGAACCCUGCCACCAGGGGGCUCAAUACGGCUUCUGUUUUCAUUGGCGGUUUCCUCGGGCCUCUGGUAACUGGCGUGAUCGCGGACCGAUUGGGUCGCCGUCCGGCGAUUUUCUGGGGAUCUUGCCUGACAAUCGUCGGCAUCAUUCUUCAGACCGCGUCGCAGAAUAUUGCCAUGUUCGUGGUCGCUCGGAUCAUCCUGGGAUUUGGAGGGGCCGUGACUGGUAUCGCCGGAGGAGUAUAUCUGUCCGAAGUCUUCCCCAGUCGAUGGCGCGCCUGGGGCGUGGGUCUUCUGAACGAUUUUUACUAUGUUGGCGCCCUCAUCGCAGCGGGUAUCACCCUCGGAACAGGGCAGUGGCAGUCGACAUGGGCCUGGCGGGCUCCAUCCCUUUUCCAAGGUAUCUUCUCAGUGUUAUGCAUUUUCACACUUCCGUUCAUCAGUCCAGAAUCUCCUCGUUGGCUUGUCCAUCAAGGCCUUUUCGAGGAGGCCCGCAUAACUGUGGCACAAACAAAUGCGCAUGGGAGCAUGACAGAUCCAAUCGCCGUCGCAGUCUUCAAAGAGAUUGUGGACACCUUGAGAUGGGAGAAAGAACAGGCGCAAUCUAUGAGCCCCUUGGAAAUCCUCAAAAGCCCGAUAGCUCGAAAAAGACUACUGAUCGGAAUGUCCCCGGGCCCUUUCUCAUGCAUUGCCGGGAAUAUCAUUGCCUCGUAUUAUUUUGGCUCGGAGCUAGACACGGCCGGCAUUACAGAUACUAAUGAUCAACUCAAAGCGAAUGUGGUCCUGAAUGUCUGGUGCCUUGCGUGCUGUCUGGUCGGUACACAUCUAGCUGCCAGGUGGGGACGCAAACCAACAGCGAUGCUCUCCCAGACGCUUCUUAUUACAUGUCUUUUCAUCAUCGGCGGUCUAUCAAAGCUGUACGCUGCUGAUCCACAAGGCGCAUCCAGUAGCCUUGUGUAUGGAAAUGUCGCGAUGAUGUUCUUGUUCCAAGGAUUCUAUUCCGUUGCAUGGACACCACUGCUUUAUCUCUAUCCGCCAGAGAUUAUGAAUUAUUCCAUUCGUGCCAACGGCGUAGCAUUUUCAUACUUCGCGCUGAAUGCCUUUGCUUUGGUUUUCACCUUCAUUAUGCCGAUUGGCCUAGGGAAUAUCGGGUGGAAGAUGUAUAUGAUCAAUGCAUCGUGGGAUGUUAUAAUACUGGGCCUGAUUGCCUAUUAUUGGGUGGAAACCAAGGGCAAAACUCUUGAGGAGAUUGACGCGAUAUUUGAAGGCGAGAAACAUUCCUCGGUCCCGGACAUCGAGAUUCUCCAGCGUGGCGAGAAAGAGUUGGAUAUCGAUUUGGUCGAGGAGCAACUCAAGCCUGAUCUAAGAUUGGCAACUGGUCGAAAUGCCGCGGCCUAA
Penicillium daleae is the source of this 1569-nucleotide messenger RNA. Its product is annotated as Lactose permease. Gene Ontology annotation, molecular function: carbohydrate:proton symporter activity. The record is from RefSeq and is a predicted model, not a curated record. The coding region runs from base 1 to 1569 and encodes 522 amino acids. Gene Ontology annotation, biological process: transmembrane transport; carbohydrate transport. Gene Ontology annotation, cellular component: membrane. The transcript is spliced from 7 exons. Lineage: Eukaryota; Fungi; Ascomycota; Eurotiomycetes; Eurotiales; Aspergillaceae.